Hemibagrus wyckioides is the source of this 4162-nucleotide messenger RNA. Its product is annotated as cilia- and flagella-associated protein 57-like. The coding region runs from base 1 to 3564 and encodes 1187 amino acids. Lineage: Eukaryota; Metazoa; Chordata; Actinopteri; Siluriformes; Bagridae. Gene Ontology annotation, molecular function: protein binding. The transcript is spliced from 22 exons. The record is from RefSeq and is a predicted model, not a curated record.
AUGACCUUUAAAAGAAAGGAAACCUCACCACAGGUUAAGCCUUUCCAUGUUUUUGGUGUGUCCAAAGGAGUAAGGAACAACUUACUGUUUCAGGAUGAGGAGACAGUGAUUUUCCCAAGUGGAAAUCACUGUGUCAGGUACAACAUCCCUCAGAGACACACAGAGUUCAUUCACGUUGCAGAAGGAAGCAGCGGCAUGCAGGCCCUGGCUUUAAGCCCCGAUCGGCACUACCUGGCCGUGUCAGAGUGCGGCACCAUCACCGUCUACGACCUAAACGACGGGAAGUGCACCAAGACACAGGUUCUGACGCACAGUGACCACGACGUGAAGGAAUUCGUCUGCAUGGCGUUUUCUGCUGACUCAAAAUACCUGCUAGGCCAGGCUGGAGGACCCACAUGGAGCCUCUUCUACUGGAAUUGGAAGGAACAGGAGCUCAUCGCUAGUGUGAGGGCCACAAAGAGUGGCAUUAUCAAACAGGUCAGCUUCAACCCUGAGGAUGACAAACAGGUCUGCGUGAGCGGAAAGGGAGUCUUCAAAAUCUUCGAAUUGAAGGAGCACUCCCUGACACAGAAGCACUCCUUUAAGAUGGAUGAUGUCCUGUGCCACACUUGGAUGUCUGGGGACUCCAUUGUUGCAGGAACCGAGGCGGGACAACUGCUGAUGUUGAAGUCUGGAUGCCUGCACCAGCUGGAUAAUCCAUAUGAGGGAAAUGAAGAGAUGUUGGACUCAUCUUCCUUUCUGCCCCCGCUGACGUUUGUUAGUGCCAUCGUGCGCCAUUCUAAAGGCUUCGCCUGUUCAUCUGGACUGGGGUUAGUUUGUGUCUAUGAGGAGACUAAGGAGAAGGACUACAGGAAGACCGGGACAAUAAGAAUUCCUGUGGACCCAAAAAGUGCGCAGCCGCUUCAGACGAUCACCACCAUGUGCGUCAGUCCAUCUGGGGAGACGCUGGCCAUCAGCACAGACCAAGGCCAGCUCUAUCACAUCAACUUCAGAUCUGUUGAGAUUAGCAAGAAUAACAAGGCCGAGUUCAAUUUCCUGUCUCACCCUUUUCACUCGGGGAGCAUCACAGGUCUGUCCGUUUGUGUGACGAAACCCCUCAUGGCCACCUGCUCCACGGACCGCACCGUACACAUCUGGAACUACAAGACCAAGUCUCUGGUGCAGUUCAAGCAGUUUGACAAAGAGCCGCUCUGCGUCUCGAUUCACCCGAAUGGCCUUUUCAUCUUGGUGGGCUUCUCCACAGAAGUCCGCCUCAUGAACCUCCUCAGAGACGACAUGCGCACUGUCCAGAAGUUCCGCAUAAAGAACUGCACUGAGUGUGUGUUCAACCACAGUGGCCACAUGUUCGCCGUCGUCAACAAAAAGAAGAUACACACAGUAAACGUGUGGACAGGGGAAAUAAAGGAACUGAAAGGCUACUCUGAAAUGGUGCAGUCUGUGAAGUGGAGUGAUGAUGACGCUCAUCUGGUGUCAUGUGGGAUGGACGGCCUCGUGUACGUUUGGGACGUUCUGGCCGGCACCUACGUGUUCUGCAACGAGAAGAGUGCUUGCUACGCGGAUGUGACGUUCUCGCCUAACAGCAAGAGUGUCAUCGCUGUAGAUCGCAACAAAAUCUGUGAGAUCGAUCGUAAAAGGAUUCUAUUUGAAAUGGCCUCGGAUGAUGUGGAAUACACGGCCAUCUCCAUGACUCGUUCAGGCAGAACGGUCUUCGUCGGCACCGCCGCUGGUACUGUCAGGGUCAUGGAUUACCCUUUUGAAAAAGAGAUGACCUGGAAAGAACAUCAGGCCCAUUCUGGUCCCAUCACCAAAAUGGUCGUCACAGCUGGUGAUCAGUACCUGCUGACUGCCUCAGAGGAUGGCUGCCUUUUCAUCUGGACGAUCAUUGACCAGGAUGGACGGACCCUUGAGAUGGUCAAGGAUAUUGACUAUACUGAGGAGGUCCUCUGUACAGAGAAGUUUCUGAAGGAAAAGGACGAGAAGAUAAAUGAGCUGAUGCAACAGAUUGAGUGUCUGGACGCUUGGAAUGAGUUCACUAUGACCGUGAAGGAGAAGAACCUCAAUAAGCAGAUGGACAGCUCUAUUCAGAAGUGCCUCCAGCAAAUAGCGGCUCUGGAAGAGGAAAUCCAGGUGCUGAAUGCCGAUAGGCAGGAUCAGACGCUCUAUUAUGAGACGAUGCUGACCGAGCUGAAGGAGCAACAAGCCCAAGAGCUGCUAGAUCAGAGAGAGAGCUUCAGCGUUAAGUUGGCUGCAAAGUUCGAGAAGUACGAAAACUUGAAGCAGGAAUUUCAGCUGAUGCAGGAGGAUUUUGAGAUGAAGCUGAAGCAAGCUGAGAAGAGUCACCUCUGUACCAUGGAGGAGAAUACACAGGCCUACGAAGCCAAGCUGCAGAAGCUACAGGCCAAGUUGGAACAGGAAAUAAAGGACACUGAGGAGAAGCUGAAAAAUCUUAAGGACCUCGCUGAACAUGAGAUCAUGGAUCUUUGCUACGAAUUCGACCAGGAGCUUGAGAUGGAGAAGGAGAUCAGGCUGAGGGCCCAGUGUUUUAAGAAAAAGAUGGAGUCAAAGAUCUCGACGUUGCCAUCUGUGAGAAGGGUGACAGAAUCUCAAAGCUCCCACAUCUCUGAGCUGGAGGAGCAGAUGCAGAACCUGAGGGAACAAAUGCAGAAUGUGACGAUAAACACCAAGGAUAUGGAAAAUGAAAUGGAGCAGCAAAGCCAGGCUAUUGUUGAGCAGGAAAGCUGCAUUGAAGAGCUCAACAAAAUGAUUGAGAACCUGGAACUGAGUCUAAAAGAGAAGGAGGAAGAAAUGGUCAAGGCACUCUUGAAGUACAGAGGUUCUGAAGAAGAAAGGAAGCAGAGGAAAGAACAAGAAAGGAUUGAAUAUGAGCAUAUUGUGAAAGAAACAGAGGAGAACAAAGAGACGUACAUAAAGAUUUGGUCUGAGGUAAAUCGGAGGAAGCAGAAGCAGCAGGAGGCCAUUGAUGACGUGAAUCGACAGCUGCAAUCACUGGACAAAACCUUAUACACAGACAAGCUGAAGAUCAUGGAUACAAAUAUCCUGUUGCAAAGGAUGAAGAGUGACCUCAACAACUGCUCAAGCUUUAUCCAGGAGCCCAAGAAGCUGAGGAAUAACUUCAUUGCGCUUCUCAAUCACCAUACCCACAUCAAGACCGAUGUGGAAUUGGAUGCCCAGGUUGUGGAGCAACAAACCAGGCAAAUUGAGCACUUGAGCAAGGCCUGGGAAUCUCAGACCUCAAGGCUAACUAAGGAGAUCAAAACUGGGAAAGCCAAGAACUACAAGAUGGUGAUGAAGGGUACUUCUCUGAUUAAGGAGCUGCAGGACCAGCAACUAAAGCACCAGCAUGUGCUGAAGAGCCUCAGAGAUCAGAAUAUCACAUAUGAUGAGACAAGAUUCCCUGCUAUCUCGGUGGUCGAGAAAAAGCCUGUGUUCAGGCCUCAGCACCCAGCAGACCAGAGACAGACGAGGAAUCUCCUGGAGAAGAGACGUGGACAGACCAUUGCACUGCAGAAGCCAGCGAGCAGUUUCAAACUUCCACCCAUUUGACCCAUAGAAGAGGGCCAGAAGAUCACCUGGGAGGUGUCCAAUACUUGGAUGUAGUCUAGUGUGGGGGCGUGUGCAAACCGAGGUCUGAAAGCAACUUCUUUCCAGGAAGCUAUUCACCGAGUGCCUAAAGGGUCUAUCUUUUUCCAAGCAGCAGGAGGGGGUUUAAGCAUUGGGACAUCAGCAGGGCUCCGUUUUAGUCGUAAUGCCCCGGCCUCCCUUGACGCCAUCAAGUCCAAAGUUGAGCACUGUGGCUCAGCUGAGCCACAAAAAAGGAUGUAUGCAUCCGUGCUCCUUAAAGACUUAAAGCAAAAAUAUAUAAAUAUAAAUAGAUUCGGUCAGGACUGUGGUCAGGUCGGUAUAAUUGGUCCUCCUGAAUUGGGAUUGGGUUAGAGUCCAGUUUGGUGCAAGGCAUCUCAGAGGACCCAAAUAAGAUAAAUACGGAGGCAUCUAGUGAUCUGGUCUAAUGGCCCGGGCCUGAUAAAGCUGAUAGCUCAGUGGGUGAGGGGAACUGCAGGACUAAGUUUCACUUAAUUCAGUGACACAGGGACAAGGGAAAUACAGUGAGGGAAAAAAUGAUUUGAUCCCCUGCUGAUUUUGU